AUGGCGUCUGAUACAGGAUAUCGACUCAGGCGGGCCAAAUCCGCACCGUCUGUCCAGAAACGCCGUCAAGCUCCCCCGUUGCCGGAGCCCCUGGACCCCGAAGUUGCAAAGCGCCAUGCUAUGGCUGCUGCCUCUCAUGCAAUGGCACAAGCCCGGGAGAGAUCUUCCAACGGAUCCCGAAGUUCUGGCUCUGGCGACCAACCGGGAGGGGAUGAGAGGCCUGCCCACUUUUCCAUCCCUCAGCGACGCCGUCCUUCGAGCAUUCGGUUCACGGACGACGACCGUCCUGUCAGCCGCAUGUCCGUUACCAGUAUUUCCACACCACGUGUAGUUAACCGGAGCUCUGAGAAUGAUCCGACAGCCGAUUUGCCUUCGAUCCGCGAAUUCCAGGGUUUCGAAUGCGAAGAGUUCUCAGCUCCAUCGUCCUACCGGCGUCUCCGGAAGGCCCGGUCGAUGUUCUCAACAAGACAUCGUGGAAGUACUGUUGCACCAAAAUCACCGAAAGAAAUGAAUCCUGCAGAGUCCCAAACGAGUGAUUCAUAUAGGAGAGGCGAACAUAAUCGGGCCUUACGACACUCGAUAUCAUUCUUCCAUGGUAACGAUCCAUCCUCCCACCCUCUCCGACGCAUCAAAAGUCAGAACGCUGCAGUGAACCUUGCCCGUAGUCAAUUCCUCGAAGACCAGGAAAUGGGGAUGCAACAAGAACGACGUCCAUCCAUUCUGUCCAGGAGAUCUCGAUACGAGCAAAAGCCCUUCAGGAAGACGUUCAGAACAACGAGGGAGAUGAGCCCUGAUGAUGACGCGAGUCCCGCCGGAACGAGGUGGUCAAGUGGUACAGGACUUCAGAUGAAGGCGCGAGCCUUCUCUAUCACCAUUAAGAAACGUUUGAGGCGAGUGUUCGGGCGCUCUCAAUUCACUGAGGAGCAUCCUCCUGAACCGCAACCGCUUGCUUCUCCGUCAAACUUCGGUGAUUACGUUGCAAACAGGUGA
Molecule: messenger RNA, 990 nt
Organism: Rasamsonia emersonii CBS 393.64
Lineage: Eukaryota; Fungi; Ascomycota; Eurotiomycetes; Eurotiales; Trichocomaceae
Exons: 1
Coding region: 1-990 (329 amino acids)
Source: RefSeq, a predicted model, not a curated record